AUGGUCUUGGAUAGAGGAGAGGAUUCCAACCAAGAACGAAGGUAUGACGAAGACUUUGAGGAUGACGAAAAAUCACUGAAUGUGCGGGAUUUUGAUAGUGCAACUCAGAACGAUUCUGAAAUGAUGGACGAUGAAGACUUGACAGAGGAACAAAUUAAGGAGGAAAUCAAGAAAAUCAAAGAGGCACAUGCUGAGGACGAGGAAUUUCCUGAUGAAGUAGAAACUCCUAUUGAUGUUCCUGCAAGAAGACGUUUUGCAAAGUACAGGGGUCUCAAAUCCUUCAGAACCUCCACGUGGGAUCCAAAUGAGUCUUUACCUCAGGACUAUGCCAGAAUAUUUGCUUUUGAUAACGUCGCCAGGACUCAAAAGCUUGUGCUCAAGCAAGCCCUGAAGAUGGAAGAAGAAGACAGAGAUGACUGUGUACCAACUGGGUCAUAUGUACGGAUGCAUAUUAAAGAAGUGCCUCUUGGUGCCGCCUCUAAACUAUCCUCGCUUGUGAACACGACGAAACCCAUUAUAGGAUUUGGUCUUUUGCAGCAUGAAUCCAAGAUGUCGGUUCUGCAUUUUAGCGUAAAGAAGUAUGAUGGUUACGAAGCUCCUAUUAAAACAAAAGAAGAGCUUGUGUUUCAUGUCGGUUUCCGUCAAUUCAUUGCAAGGCCGGUAUUUUCAACCGACAAUUUUAGCUCGGACAAGCACAAGAUGGAGAGAUUCCUGCAUCCUGGGGGUUUCUCGUUGGCUUCUGUAUACGGUCCAAUAUCUUUCCCGCCACUUCCUUUGGUAGUUCUGAAGAUUUCUGAAGGGUCGGGUGCUCCUGCCGUUGCUGCCCUUGGUUCCUUGAAAAGCAUUGAACCCAACAAAAUAAUUUUAAAGAAGAUAAUAUUAACUGGGUAUCCUUAG
Molecule: messenger RNA, 897 nt
Organism: Camelina sativa (false flax)
Lineage: Eukaryota; Viridiplantae; Streptophyta; Magnoliopsida; Brassicales; Brassicaceae
Source: RefSeq, a predicted model, not a curated record